Molecule: messenger RNA, 2255 nt
Organism: Columba livia (rock pigeon)
Lineage: Eukaryota; Metazoa; Chordata; Aves; Columbiformes; Columbidae
Gene: SLC25A21
Product: solute carrier family 25 member 21
Exons: 10
Coding region: 587-1501 (304 amino acids)
Source: RefSeq, a predicted model, not a curated record
CAACGUCUGAAAGUUUUAAAAGAACAACAUGCUCGAGAAUGACAGCCAGUGAGCCAAACGACACCACUUCCUAGAAGCGGAGCACCAGGGGAUCUGCGGGUGGUAGCAAGGUCCCAGCAGCAGUGGGGAGCAGGACCGCAAGUGUGUGCUGCACGGCACCACCCCGAACCGAGGAGUGAACGGCACAAGCCUGCGGAGGUGACAGGCCGCCAAAGCCUUGCCCACCAGCCCCAGCAGGGGUGAUCCCAGCACCGACCACCCCAACUCUGCCCGAAAGAGAAAGGCUGCCGGUUUCCCGGCUGCAAGCAGUCAGAGAGCCCUUUACCCGCUGCGAUCGCCAUCAGCUGCGAGCUGGGCCCCAUCUGGGGCCACCCUCUGUCCGCCGGCUACUAAAGGCCGCUGCGCGACCGCGCGUUUUCCUUUAACGCGGGGUCCCAGCCUGCCCCGCCCGGCCUUGCCGCGGCCCCCGCCCCACAGAUAAGCGCGGCUCCCGCCUCCCCCCAGCUCUUCCCCACCCGCCCUGCGCGGAAUCGAUCUCGUCUCGGGAGCCGCUCUCCAGGCGCCAGCUUCCUCUCGCCCCCCGAGAAUGGCUCGGCAGCCUGGCAGCUUUCUGCAGGAGGCCUCUCACCAAGUCGUCGCUGGAGGCUCGGCAGGUCUUGUAGAAAUCUGCCUGAUGCAUCCCCUUGAUGUAGUAAAAACAAGGUUCCAAAUUCAAAGAGGGAAAACUGAUCCGACUGGUUACAAGAGCCUGGGGGACUGUUUUAGGACUAUUUUCCAACGUGAAGGAUUGCUUGGCUUCUACAAAGGAAUAUUUCCUCCCAUCUUGGCUGAAACGCCCAAAAGGGCGGUGAAGUUUUUCACCUUUGAACAAUACAAGAAGCUACUAGGAUAUGCAUCAUUACCUCCAGGACUGGCAUUUGCCGUUGCUGGUUUGGGAUCUGGAUUGACAGAGGCAGUUGUGGUAAACCCUUUUGAAGUAGUAAAGGUUACCUUACAGACGAAUCGGAAUGCCUUCACAGAGCAACCCUCUAGCUUUGUUCAAGCUCGGCAGAUUAUUAAAACUGAUGGUCUGGGUUUCCAAGGACUCAACAAAGGUCUUACUGCAACACUGGGCCGUCAUGGAGUUUUUAACAUGGUUUACUUUGGAUUCUACUUCAAUGUGAAGAACAUUCUUCCAGUCAACAAAGAUCCAAAUUUGGAGUUUUUGAGGAAAUUUGGAAUUGGGCUAGUCUCGGGAACAAUAGCCUCAAUUAUUAACAUUCCUUUUGAUGUUGCAAAAAGUAGGAUUCAAGGACCACAGCCAGUUCCUGGAGAGAUCAAGUACAGAACCUGUUUUAAAACUAUGGCAACAGUCUAUAAAGAGGAAGGAUUUCUGGCUCUGUACAAAGGCUUGGUUCCCAAGAUCAUGAGGCUUGGUCCAGGUGGUGCAGUGAUGCUUUUGGUUUAUGAAUACGUUUAUGCGUGGCUUCAGGACACAGUUGAUCGCAAGCAGCACUUCUGAAAAAUGCACUCUUUAAAAUUAAAUACAGUUUAAUAAACUAAGAGUGAUUCUCAUCCUUUGUGGUGUUGAAUACCCUCAUAUUAUACUGCUGUUAAUGGAGUUCAAAACAGAUUUGGUUCUGGGGUCCUGAUCCAAAAAAAUAUUUAAGCACAUGCUUCUCUGUAAGUACAUAAGUAAAUAGCACGGUUGAUAUUUGUUUUACUCGAUCAAGCAAAAAUAUCAAGGAGAUAAAGGAACAAGAAGAUAAAGGAACAGGACAAACUGAAAAUUCUGGACACCAAAUUAUACUAUGUAGUCAAUAUACUUCAAAAAAAAAAAAAAUCAGCUGAAAUGGCAAGCUAAUAACUUUCAGGGAAUUUUGAAGAAAAAAAUUGAAUAAUGCUGUGCGGCCAGAUACUAAGAUAGUGUAAACUGACAGCUCCAUUGACUUUAGGCUAAGAACAUGACCCACACUCUACCAAUUCUUGCGUCAAUCUUGGGUCCAGUUUCAAUUCAGUCCAGUAAAAUUUCAACAUUGAUAGAAGAGCUUCUUAAGUUGUUGGGAGUUUGGUCAAAAAAAGGACAGCAUGACUAGGCACAACCUUAAAAUAUGUCCUACUUCUUCUUAUCCAUAUAUAUCUUAAAAAUCUCACUCAGGUCACAGAAGACACUGAAAAUAAUUACUCUGGGUCAAGUUAAACAAAAGUGCAAAACAACUGUGGGAAUCAUAGGAGAAAUGAGUAAAUAAAUUAACAUAAAUAAAUACUUUAAGGCA